UGCUUCCACUGCGCUCUCCCCCUUGACUGUUGUCCGGUUACUGGGGUCCUCCAGGGCUCCUCGGGUGAACACAAGGGUCACGCCCAUCCAGCCGAAGCAGGGGGAUGACUGAAAGAAGUUGGUUGGUCCAGAAAAUCCGGUGGUUCUGACGGUGCUGUUCCAAGAGGCUCAUUCCCUUAAAACAAUAUGAUGUCUGCUAUAGAGACUGGUACCCCUGUGUACCAACCUGCACAGCUGCUCAACUGGGUCUACAUGUCUUUGCAAGAUACGCAGAGCGGCUCCUAUGAUGCGUUCAAAGCCGAGUCGGACGCUUCUUCUCAGGACAUGAACAUGUCCAAGCGUUGCGCAGCUGAUCUGAGCUCCAACUAUCUCAACAACUUCUUCCAGCUGAGGAGUGAGGCCUUGAACAACAAUUUCUACAAGAGCUCCUCGCCCUACGGGUCCCUCAACAAUAUUGUGGAUGGCCUGAGCUCUCUGGCGGACCAUUUCUCAGACCUCUCCCUGUCCCCCGACACACGCAAACCCAGCAAAAGGCCGCCGCCCAACUACCUGUGCCACCUUUGCUUCAACAAAGGACACUACAUCAAAGACUGCCCUCAGGCUCGACCCAAAGGUGAAGGCUUGACCCCGUAUCAGGGAAAGAAGAGGUGCUUUGGUGAAUAUAAAUGCCCUAAAUGCAAGAGGAAAUGGAUGAGUGGGAACUCCUGGGCCAACAUGGGACAAGAAUGUAUCAAGUGCCACAUAAACGUUUACCCUCAUAAGCAGAGACCCCUUGAGAAACCGGAUGGGUUAGAUGUGUCGGACCAGAGCAAAGAACAUCCGCAACACUUGUGUGAAAAGUGCAAAGUCCUCGGCUACUACUGCCGCCGCGUGCAAUAACACACUCUACUCGCCUCUCCAAAGUUUUAUCAAAAAGGGACGGUUAUAUUUUAAUUACUAAACAAUACACCGUAAUUAACUUUAUUGUACUGCAAUGCAUCUAAUGGUGUAUUCUCAUGAAAUAUUCCCUCUGACACUGUGACUCUCACUAUAAGAGGCUCAUUUUUUUCUCUCAGUGGAGACAAGUACUUUGCAUUUACUCAGUUAUGUGAAUAUUCAUUUGAAGUCUUAACUAUGAAUCUUAAGAAUCUUACCAACUGUGAAUUAAGAAACUUUAGCUCUGUGUCUGUCUUCACUCGGGUCCGACAAAAAUCACGAGUGAAGUUUCCAGAUGAAGAUUCUCUUUUACAUGUUUGUAUAUUCCAGAAAUAACUUAAAUGAAAUUAUUUUUUCUGUAUAAAAUAUGCAACAAGUCUUUACUAAGAAGGAUAUGCAGUAUUAAUGUAUAUCUGCAUUUUAUCUGUAUUAUCUGUACUGGAGGGUACAUAAUUUUUGAAUAUAUUUUUAAUUUGAUUAUUACACUUUGUGAAGGAAUAUAUUAGCCAACUAACAUUUAUUCUUUAUAUGAUGUGUGCCUGUAUUUCUGAAGACACAUUUUAGUUUGUCAUUCAAAAGUUUUACAAAACUGUAAACCAAUGCAAUAUGGCAGAAACAUUUUCACUACCUGAAAAAAAAAGACUAAAUGACAGCAGUUAUAUUUUGGCACCCAGUUCUAUGAAAGACUCACCAAAGUGCUUUUUUAUGGGUCAUAGGUCUUAAUGUCUCACAUGUAACACGAGACAAAAAGGAAUAAAACUCUGAAUAUACCAAAGAUCAUGAAGGAUUAAGUGGAGGGUUGCAUGUGCAUGUUCCUUAUAGGCUUUUUGUAUUUCAAUGAAAUUGUGAUAAAUUAAUAUGAAACAGGAAAACCCUGACUUAAAACUGUUUAAGAUGUGUGAAAUGCCAUUUAAUGUGCCUUAGUUUAAAAGAUCUGUGAGACUGAUCCCUUGAUCUCUUAAAAUGGUUUUGUAUUCAAAUGUAUUUGAACAUGUUAUUGAGGGUUUCUCCGCUGUUCUGCAGAAUUUCUUUUUGUCCCUAGUAACAAUAUGAGCACAUAAGAUCACGGGGCUGGGAAAGUCCCCACAGGGCUGUAUGGUGAUAGAAUCUCUCUUCAACAUUAACAGAUCCAGAUGUUACACAUUUGUAUCUCCCCACAACAUAUAACAGAAUUCCAGCGUCUCUUAAUAUUUUUUUAAGCAUCUGGUAAAAUGUACUUAUGGCACAGGAAAAUCAGAUUUGGCUUCAUCACCCCUCUCACUGCUGGCAGAACCUAUAAUAUGCUGUGAGACAAAACAAUACAUGCAGCAAAAUCCAAGCUGACCCCAAGAAAGAAACAUUUCCCUGCUUAUUAUAGAUAUUAUACAUACUUAAUGGAAUAAGAUCAUUAGUCAACUGAGGCUGACAACAGGAGGCGGAAGGAAGAAAGACGCGACACUGAUCUCAUUCCACAGCUGGUGAUAAAAAAUUCCCUUUCUCCCAAUAAACCACUCUAAAAACA
Messenger RNA from Micropterus dolomieu (smallmouth bass), 2416 nucleotides. Its product is annotated as zinc finger CCHC domain-containing protein 24-like. NCBI's taxonomy places the organism in Eukaryota, Metazoa, Chordata, Actinopteri, Centrarchiformes, Centrarchidae. Gene Ontology annotation, molecular function: nucleic acid binding; zinc ion binding. The record is from RefSeq and is a predicted model, not a curated record. The coding region runs from base 187 to 879 and encodes 230 amino acids. The transcript has 4 exons.